Telopea speciosissima is the source of this 1545-nucleotide messenger RNA. Its product is annotated as ammonium transporter 3 member 1-like. The transcript is spliced from 4 exons. NCBI's taxonomy places the organism in Eukaryota, Viridiplantae, Streptophyta, Magnoliopsida, Proteales, Proteaceae. The record is from RefSeq and is a predicted model, not a curated record. Gene Ontology annotation, biological process: ammonium transmembrane transport. The coding region runs from base 51 to 1517 and encodes 488 amino acids. Gene Ontology annotation, molecular function: ammonium channel activity. Gene Ontology annotation, cellular component: plasma membrane.
UACAGCUGUAGAUCACAGAGAGUAGUGAUCUAUCUUCUCAAGCUUCAACCAUGGCGAGCGUUGUUCCUGUAGCUUACCUGAACAGCAACACUUCAUUAUCGACGCCGGAGUGGCUCAACAAAGGUGACAACGCAUGGCAGAUGGUAGCAGCCACCCUCGUGGGCCUUCAAAGCGUGCCGGGUCUAGUUAUCCUCUAUGGUUCUAUUGUCAAGAAGAAAUGGGCAGUUAACUCUGCUUUCAUGGCUCUAUACGCCUUUGCUGCGGUUCUCAUCUGUUGGGUAACUUGGGCUUAUAAUAUGUCUUUUGGACCUCAGCUUCUACCCUUUUGGGGCAAAGCUGGUGUGGCUCUUGGACAAAAUUUUCUGAUCCAGCAAGCAACUUUGCCGGCAUCGGCUGUGUAUAACAGCGAUGGCACCCUCGAGACGGCGAUGGUGGCGCCGUAUUAUCCGAUGGCAACGAUGGUGUACUUUCAGUAUGUGUUUGCUGCAAUUACAUUGAUUCUCCUCGCUGGUUCUCUCCUGGGGAGAAUGAACUUCAGGGCUUGGAUGGUGUUUGUUCCCUUGUGGCUUACCUUUUCCUACACCGUCGGUGCUUUCAGUCUAUGGGGUGGUGGUUUCUUGUUCCAGUGGGGUGUCAUGGACUACUCCGGUGGAUAUGUGAUCCACCUUUCAUCUGGAAUCGCCGGCUUCACUGCCGCUUACUGGGUGGGACCAAGGUUGACUAAGGACAGGGAGAGAUUUCCGCCGAACAACGUGUUGCUGAUGUUGGCGGGUGCUGGGCUUCUGUGGAUGGGCUGGGCCGGGUUCAAUGGUGGAGACCCGUAUACGGCAAAUACCGAUUCGUCAUUGGCCGUGUUGAACACGAAUAUCUGUGCGGCAACGAGCUUGCUGGUGUGGACGGUUCUUGAUGUGCUCGUGUUCAAAAAGCCAUCUGUGAUUGGUGCUGUUCAGGGUAUGAUCACGGGGCUUGUUUGCAUCACUCCUGGUGCAGGUCUUGUUCAAGGUUGGGCUGCAAUUGUUAUGGGAGUGCUGUCAGGCAGUAUUCCCUGGUUCACGAUGAUGGUGAUCCACAAGAGAUGGAGUUUGCUUCAGAAGGUGGACGACACUCUUGGUGUAUUCCACACUCACGCCGUGGCAGGGACUUUAGGGGGUCUUCUCACGGGUAUCUUCGCGGAACCAGUGCUGUGUUCGAUGUACUUGCCGGUCACCAACAGUAGAGGUGCAAUCUAUGGAGGGACCGGUGGAUUCCAAGUUUUAAAACAGUUCCUCGGAGCCCUUUUCAUUAUCGGUUGGAAUUUAGUUGUAACAUCUAUCAUUUGUUUGGUGAUAAGGUUGGUUAUACCUCUGCGGAUGUCAGAAGAUCAACUAUUGAUAGGAGAUGAUGCGGUUCAUGGAGAAGAAGCUUAUGCUUUGUGGGGAGAUGGUGAGAAAUUUGAUUCCAGUAGGCAUGGCUGGUACAAAGAUGCUAUACAUUCUACUACAUUGGAAAUGGCAACUGGUGUCACUCAGGUGGUGUGACUUGAAGAGAGAAGGAGAACAUAAAUGG